UCGGUGGAGUCGCACCUCACCAGACCUGUCCGCGACUCUUCCCAUCGCUGGACCUCCACCAGAGCUACCCACCCCCGCCGGCCGCCCCGCCGACUCUGCUCCGGCUGCCGCGGCCGUCGCCACCAAGCUCCUACCCGGACGCCGCUCCGAGCUCCUCCCCUCCAAACGCGCCGUACUAGCCCCUGCUCUUAUAACCGAGGCCUACAGCUGCCGCCGUGCCGUACCUUGGCGGCGUCACCGGCGACGCCUCAACCCCCCUUCCCCCCAUCCACCCAUCCACACGGUGCACCACGGCCUCUCAGGCGCGUUGCCGCUUUCACCGUUCCCGUUCUUCCUCGUCGGGGAACCGCGUUCCCGCUGCGGCGCUGCCCCCACCCCGUCCGCAGUUUUCAUCCAUUUCGUCUAGAGGAGAUCGGCAGAUGGCUAGUAGCUCCAAUGGCCAUUGUCCAGCCAAUGGUGCAAAAGUUUUGCCUGGAAGGGGGAAGAAGAAUCAGGAGAAAUUACAGCUUGACAAAAAUGCAGCUUCUAGGGCCUGUCAGAAGGACAGGCAAUACAUUGAGAAAUUGGAAACUGAGCUGAGCAACUGCUAUCAGGAAAUUGACUAUUUGCAGGAUCAGUUAAAUAUCAGGAAUGUUGAAGCAAACAUCAUGGGAGAGCAUAUUCACGGCCUUGAACUGAAGCUAACUGAACUUGAGAAAUUUCCUGAAAGAGUGAGAGUUAUGGACAAUGAUCUGAUGCGGUCUGAUUCUCAGUGCUGGCUUCUGAUGGAAGAAGUCCAAUGUAAAGAAGAGGAGCUGCAAAAGGCAGCCUUGCAAAUAGAGAAGCUUGAAAGUGUAACUUUAGAUAUGCAAUGUGAAAUUGAGAGUUUAAAACUUGAUUUGACUACGCUUGAGCAAAGACUGUUUGAUGCUGAGAGCUUUAACCAGCAUACUGCUGAGUACAAAGUUAGAAUAGAGAAGCAACUGGAAGAACAUGAGCUCCAGCUGCAAGAGGCAUGGAAGACUAUUGAUCAUCUCGAGGUUGAGAAUAAACAACUGAAAAGAGUACUUGCCUGGAAGAGCUCCUAAACAAUCCUCUUCUACAGGCGUGGACAGUGGCGGAGGCAGGGGGUGGCCAGCAGGGGCCAAGGCCCUCCCCAUGAUCACACUUCCCUUUGUAUUAUGCAUGUUGACAGUGAAUAUUUUUUAAUUUUCCUUUAAGCCGGCCCUCCCUAACAUCAAAUUAUAGGCAAUCCUGCCUCCGCCACUGGGCGUGGAGCAACUUGAUAAAACAGUGGAGCAUGAUGGUCAUGCAAACUAUGAAAGAGGUCAUGAAAUUCUUGAGAAGUUGGGGAAGCAAAAUGAAGAAUCUGAACUUAUAAUUGAGCAGCUCAAGGUAGAACUUCGAGAACAAAAACUGAAAGCAAAGGAGGACGCAGAAGAUCUCACUCAAGAAAUGGCUGAAUUGAGGUACCAGAUAACUGGCAUGCUUGAGGAAGAAUACAAGCGCCGGUCUUGCAUUGAGCAAGCGGCUAUUCAACAAAUUCAGCAGCUGGAGGCUCAGGUCUCCAAAGAGCAAAGAAAAUUGGGCGGAGUGCUAAGACGACUGCAGGAAUCGCAUGAGCUAGCUGACACACAAGCUACGGAGAUUAAGAAACUGAAGGAUGCUUUAGGGAGAUUGAACUCUGCAAUGAACCUCGGGAGGGUUUGCAAAUCUUGCUCUUGCAGUUUCUGUCCAAUGCUGGUAGAGUUGUCUAAUUGCUCGAUUGAAGGGUCGCUUGACCUCAGAUCUUCCGAUGCUAGCAACGUUGACGAAACACCACCGGAGAACCAAGCGCUAGUAGAGUGGCAUCCUGAUGAAGCUUCAGAUGGUGCCACGGUAAAUAAUGUAGGAUGCUAGAUGCAUAUGCACUCAUGUGUGCAGUUGCUGUAUAUAAUUCUUUGUGCCACUGUUGUUUGUAGAGGCAUCUGUAACCUUAGUGAGCUGUUUUACUUACAGAUUACCACUUGGAGUUAAGCUCCAACGGCAGCGCGAAUGUAACUUGUAAAAACUUCAUAUUUAUCGUGUGAGAUUCAGCCUCA
Molecule: messenger RNA, 2060 nt
Organism: Triticum aestivum (bread wheat)
Lineage: Eukaryota; Viridiplantae; Streptophyta; Magnoliopsida; Poales; Poaceae
Exons: 7
Coding region: 420-1067 (215 amino acids)
Source: RefSeq, a predicted model, not a curated record